Gaeumannomyces tritici R3-111a-1 is the source of this 2536-nucleotide messenger RNA. RefSeq lists its product as hypothetical. The record is from RefSeq and is a predicted model, not a curated record. Lineage: Eukaryota; Fungi; Ascomycota; Sordariomycetes; Magnaporthales; Magnaporthaceae. Gene Ontology annotation, molecular function: oxidoreductase activity; heme binding. Bases 402 to 1835 code for a protein of 477 amino acids. Gene Ontology annotation, cellular component: endoplasmic reticulum. The transcript has 2 exons.
CUCCGAGCUUAUUGAUGCGGCCCCAUUCUUACACAUCUUUUUCCUUGUCAUGCUUCUGCUCGGAACCACAUCCAAUGAGUUGGGCCCUCGACCGAGGCCAGACGGGGCUCCCGGUUCGCGCGGAGACGCCGUCGACUUCAAGCCUCGGCACCUCGGGCCGCAAUGACCAUCCCAGCCGUCGACCGGCAUGCCGUUUGUGGCGCCGAUAAGGCAUUGGGGGGAAUAAAUCACUGCCUGGUCGCUGUCUUUGGCGGCUCGCGUCGACAAAAGGAGACGCUACGCAGCAGCAACCAGGCGACACCACACUUCUUUGGCUUAGUUUAGUGCACCUGAAUCUUGCUCCAGACGCCGAGGCCGCUUUUCGAUACCAAUACACAUUGGUCACGUUGAGAGUCACCGCCAUGUCGACAGAAGACGUCGAAUACAGCUUCAAGGACGUGGCGGCCCACAAAGAUGGUGCCGACUGCUGGAUGGUGAUCCACGGCCAAGUCUACGACGUCACAAAAUAUGUCCAAGAUCACCCUGGCGGCGCCGACGUUCUCAUCGAGGCCGCGGGGCAAGAUGCAAGCGAAGCCUUCGACAGCGCAGGCCACUCGGAGGACGCCUCUGAAAUCAUGGCUUCCUUUCGUGUCGGCAAACUCAAGGGCGGCGCUUCUAGGAAACCAGGGCCAAAGCAGGUCCGCGUCGCCGUGAGAACGCCCACCGAAUCCCCAAGCUCUGGCAGCGCUAGGGGAAUGAGCCUGGGGUCCAAGGCAGUAGUUGCAACAGCCGCAGCCGCGGGCGUGGUCGCCAUCGCACAAGCGAUCAGGGUCGCCCCAGCAUUAGACGAAGUUUCCAUCGUGGCGAGCCUCGGCCGCUCCCUGCUCCCCUGGCUAGCUUUCCCAUCAUCGCCUUCGCCACGCCAGGGCGGCGGCCCGGGGUUUCUCGGGGGUUUCGCUCUGGCGUCGGCCAUCCUCACCAUCGCUGGCGGGCUCGCGGUGCGGAAGGCCUCCCAGAUCAUCCACUUCGAGGGCGGCCUCGGCCGGUACCCGCCGCGCAUCAAGGCGAGCACGGCCGCCAAGCCGGACCUGCUGCUCCAGCGGGGCUGGCUGGACCCGACGACAUACCACACGCUGCCCCUGACUGCCAAGGAGCUGCUCGCGCCGGGCGUCUACCGCUUCGUGUUUUCGCUCCCGACCGAGACGACGGUCCUGGGCCUGCCCAUCGGCCAGCACGUGUCGAUCCGCGGCGUGGUCGACGGCCAGGCCGUGGCGCGGUCCUACACGCCGACGUCCAACAACUCGGACCGCGGCACGCUCGAGCUCGUGGUGCGCUGCUACCCGGACGGGCUGCUGACGGGCAGGUACCUGGCCAACCUCGAGGUGGGCGACGAGGUGCAGUUCCGCGGGCCCAAGGGCGCCAUGCGCUACCGGCGGGGGCUCGCCCGGCGCGUCGGCAUGCUCGCCGGCGGCACGGGCAUCACGCCCAUGUACCAGCUCAUCCGCGCCAUCUGCGAGGACCCCUGGGACACGACCCAGGUCAGCCUCGUGUACGCGAACCGCACCGAGGCCGACAUCCUCCUCCGCGACGAGCUCGAGGCCUUUGCGCGUCGCUACCCAAAGAAUCUGAGGCUGCACUACCUCCUGGACCGCCCGCCCGCGGACUGGGCCUACGGCUCCGGCUACGUCACGCGCGACGUCCUGGCCGAGAGGAUGCCGAGCCCCGCGCCGGACGCCAAGGUCAUGCUGUGCGGGCCCCCGGGCAUGGUCAACGCCGCCAAGAAGCUGCUCGUCGAGCUCGGGUUCGAGAAGCCCGGGGCGAGCUCCAAGAUGACCGACCAGGUCUUUUGCUUCUAGGCUGGGAGGAGCAGGCUGUGAGACGAAUGAGGAGUGCUUCUUUUUUGGGGGGACGAGUGAAUUUGCAUGAGCGAGGGCGUUGACAUAGACUGGUCUCGUUUAUCUACUAGAAUAGAUCGUCUCUUUUGUUCGCUUGCUUUGUUUUGCCUUGAGAAAAUCACAUGGUACACACGUAUUGAAAUAUUUGGUAUGAUAGGACAGGAAGAACCAUAGAGUAGUAAUGGCCUCAGAUUCAAGUUCUCAAUCUGCAACUGAGGCUAUGGAUAGCAAAGGGGCGAGAAAGCAGUGGCCACAAUAUGUACAGAAAGCGUGCUAUUUACCCAAUUUUCUCAGGGCCCGGGAGGUGGAUAAGAGACGGAAGCCGAGGACGAGGCCCACGACCGUCAUCGUGCCAAGUCGUCCACUUCUCUCCUGCUCGCGCCCGUCAACGCUGUCCGAGACCGUCCUCAGACCUUGUAGGUGCUGCCGAUGGGGCCGAAGCGGACGUUGGACCAGAUGACCUUGGCGUUGGCCUGCUCCGUGACGACCGUGUUCGGGUCGCCCGAGUCCUGGGGGCAAGGGCCACGAGCGGCGCCGGGCUGGCCCUCCUUCUCGGGCGGGUAGAUGGAGUCGAGCCAGAGCAUGUUGGAGUGGUGCUGUAGAUGAAAAGGGGAUGCGAGUUAGACAGUUUAAAGUUAAGAAUCUUACGAGACAAGAGGACA